This is a messenger RNA of Penicillium egyptiacum, 804 nucleotides long. The record is from the annotation of a GenBank genome assembly. Lineage: Eukaryota; Fungi; Ascomycota; Eurotiomycetes; Eurotiales; Aspergillaceae.
AUGUCGCGACUCCUGGAUCCCAGCCGAGCUGCUUGGCUGUAUCCUCUUCGGGGAAUCUACUAUUUUGCGUCGAAUCGGUUCCUAUGGCCUCUCUUCAAGGCCCGCCUUCUCCCCAUCGUCCUCCUCUCAUCCUUCAUAUACUUUAUCCUCUUCUUUUUCACCUACCUGCCCCAGGUUGCCUUCCUUGCCAUCUUCCAGGGCAGCUCAGCAUGGGUGAGCGGCGCAUUCCUAGUGCUUGGUGAAGGAGCUGCGAUUGUUGCCGCACUCUUCGAGGCAUUCUUUGUCGAUGAAACUCUAGUGGAUACAUUCGAUGCGGUGUUGGUGAAUGAGGGUCAAGAGGAACUUGUUACCACCUCGCGGGUCAUUUAUCCCGAGCCCGGCAACCCGGCCAAGCGUCUGGGCACGCCGACCACCAGUGCCGUGUAUUCUCCAUUUUCGUUGCGGCAGAUCGUCGAGUUUAUCAUUUUGCUUCCGCUUAUUUUUAUUCCGGUAGCCGGCACUCCUAUGUUCCUAGUUUUGACUGGCUAUCGUGCCGGUCCCUUCCAUCACUGGCGUUACUUCCAUCUACUGGACAUGUCCAAGCAGCAGAGAAAGGAAAGUAUUAGUCGGCGUCAGCUGCAGUACACUAUCUUCGGGACGGUGGCUCUGAUCCUUCAACUGAUUCCUCCUUUUUCUAUGCUAUUUUUGAUGACCACGGCGGCUGGGUCGGCACUUUGGGUGACGGAUAUCGAACGCAAGCGACGAGCUAUCAACCAGCAGCCCAGUCGACUAGGUGAGCAAUACCAUGACGAUAUUAUGCCAUGA